Molecule: messenger RNA, 414 nt
Organism: Brassica oleracea var. oleracea
Lineage: Eukaryota; Viridiplantae; Streptophyta; Magnoliopsida; Brassicales; Brassicaceae
Exons: 2
Coding region: 1-414 (137 amino acids)
Source: RefSeq, a predicted model, not a curated record
AUGGCGGUUGAUCCAACAUGUGUUCAUUGCAAUGAAGCUGAUGAAACAUGCAGUCACCUCUUCUUCAACUGCAACUACUCCAAACAGAUAUGGCAGGCGCUAGUAGGAGGUAUCUUGAAAGGGGCCUUCACCACGGACUGGAACGACAUUGUGACGAUGGUAUCAAGCGAUAGACUGCCAUCAACAAAACAAUUCCUUCUUCAAUAUACAUUCCAAGCCACGGUCCAUGCUGUAUGGAGAGAAAGAAAUGGCCGUAGGCAUGGAGAGCAAGCUAAAUCUGCGAGUCUGUUAGCGAAGCUUGUGGACAAGACAAUUCGUCUUAAGCUUCUCAUGGUUGACGUCGAUUGGCCCAUGAACUACAUGAACCAACGAUUUUUCCACCCAGACUUCUUGCCUCAUCAAUUGGCUCCCUAA